Molecule: messenger RNA, 1380 nt
Organism: Papaver somniferum (opium poppy)
Lineage: Eukaryota; Viridiplantae; Streptophyta; Magnoliopsida; Ranunculales; Papaveraceae
Product: B3 domain-containing protein REM8-like
Exons: 4
Coding region: 249-1265 (338 amino acids)
Molecular function (GO): DNA binding
Source: RefSeq, a predicted model, not a curated record
CCAUUCAUGUGCUGGCCUUACAGCUUUCAGUCCAAAAAUUUGCUCCUAGAUUUCAAUUACUAAAACUAGAUGAGAUUCCUUGUCACUAGAGCCAUAACAUUUGUAGCUUUCUUCCAAUUUCAUGCAAAAUCUACCUCUCAAUUUAUUUGUGCUGCAGUAGUAGAAGUCACCAUGUGAUAAACUCUCUCUUGCAUGUCUCUAUUCCUUGUUCUGCUUUCCUUCAGAGCAUAUUUACAACUGAAGUCUGAAUGUUGGAGAAGAUGGAGAGAAUGGGAAAUCUAACCUCCUCAAUCUCUAAACCACAUUUUUUCCAACCCAUCCAUCCUGAUUGUUCAUCAGCAGAUCACCUUGCAAUACCAAUAGCAUUUCAAAGAGACUACUUAGUUGACAGAGAAGAUAGUGAAGGGGUGGCAACUUUGAAGAGCCCACUGAAAAUAUGGAAAGUGAAGCUAAAUGACUUCAAGUUUACAGAUGGUUGGCCAGAAUUUUACAAGGCUCAUGAACUAAGUACUGGAUAUUUUCUUGCGUUUCAGUAUGAAGGUCAUGAUUUGAUUUUCCGAGUUUGGGUUUUCGACUUGAGUUACUGUGAAGUUGAGUAUUCAAUAACACCAUUGAUGUCUGAGGGUGAAGAUGAAAAUGAAAUGCACUGUGGUGAAACGGGUACUGAGGGAAUGGAUAGAGCUGAAAGUAUAGGUACUAGUAAAGGCAAAGGAGAAAGCGAAGGCCAAAUCCAAGGAAGGAAGGAGCAAACAUCUCCUGAUGAUUCUGAGGGAAUGUAUAGAGCUGAAAGUAUAGGUACUAGUAAAGGCAAAGGUGAAAGCGAAGGCCAAAUCCAAGGAAGGAAGGAGCAAACAUCUUCUGAUGAUUCUGAGGUUGAAGAAGAUAGUGAAGAAACUCUUGAUGAUGAGGAUGAUGAAAUGCAGGAAGUGAAUGAGGAUGAUGCAGUCAGCGUUUCUAAGUAUCCACAUUUCGUAGCUACACUGAAGAGUUACAACAUUGGCAGAUCUUUCUUGACGAUCCCGACGAAGUUUGCGCAAUCAAACAUUCCUGAUGAUGUAGGAGAUAUAGUUCUUAUAGAUGAAGAAGGAAAAGAAUGGCCAAUUAAACUAACUCGUCGCAGUGAUGGCUAUGGAGUCCAUUUUGGAUUUGGUUGGUAUGACUUCCAGUCAAAAAAGCGGUUAAAAAAGGGAGACAUUUGUCUGUUUGAACAAGAGAAUGAAGAUCAAUUGGAGUUCACAGUUAGCAUUAUUAGAAUUAGAAAGUAAUUGGUGUAGUGGUUAAGAGAUGAAACUAGCUAUUGCGAUGCGUGUGUUUUUCUGUUUUUAAUUAGUUUAUGGAAUUCAGACUCAAAUGUUAAAUUUUAAUUAUCUUGUUUUCGUA